Molecule: messenger RNA, 1831 nt
Organism: Arachis ipaensis
Lineage: Eukaryota; Viridiplantae; Streptophyta; Magnoliopsida; Fabales; Fabaceae
Source: RefSeq, a predicted model, not a curated record
UCACUAGAUCCAUGAUUUAAAAAAAUAAAAGACCCAAAACACAUCUCCAACGACGAAAACCCUGAAACUACGCACUGAAACUCACGCUGCCACCACUGAAACCUAAAAAUGAUGCUACCACUUUGCUCUGUUCCAGCAACGAUCUGCUCCGGCAAUGGUCUUCUCAGCGUCAUUCACCCCGAUCGACUGGAAACUUCUCCAUCGAGAUUGUGUGUUAUGAACUGAGACGCUCUCCUUGUUGUCUCCUCUAGUGACGAUCUCUCCAGCGACGAUCUCCUCUGGCAAUGUUCUCCUCUGGUGGCGCGUUCUCCUCCGGCGACGCGUUCUCCUCCGGCUAUAAUAUACUCGAUUGAGCUACCGUGCCGCGAACUGAAACGAUGUCACUGUGUGAGAGCAAGGUUGAAACAAAGAUCUCCUCCAAUGAUAUUCUCCUCCUGUGACGAUCUCCUUCGGCGGUGUUCUCCUCCGACUACAGCCUCCUUCAUCGAGCUACUAUGCUUCAAGUUUUUCCUUCCGUCGAGAUUCUUAGGUUUUACCAGCAGCGUGAAGAAGGAAAAAGAAGAAAGGUUCACACUGAUGCUGAUGGCAGUGAAACAAGGUGGCACAAAAUUAUCGCAUAUAUAUAUGCACUUCUAUUGGAAUACAACGACUAUGUUCCUCCAAAUAAAGAGUUGCUUGAGAUGCUAUGCGAAGAAUACGGUGGUCAUGUUGAUCUUGCAAAAGCUUAUUACAAAGCACUUACAGAUUCUAUGAAGAAGCAUUUCAAAGGCAAUGGAGUCAUUUCAGAGCGAUUCUUUGUCAAAGCAAUUGAAAGAAGCUGGAAUUCCACAUGAGGUUCUUAAUGCAAAACCAGAAAAUGUUGAGAGGGAAGCAGAGAUUGUAGCUCAGAGUGGUCGGCUUGGGGCCGUGACAAUUGCUACCAACAUGGCUGGUCGUGGGACAGAUAUAAUUCUUGGCGGUAAUGCUGAUUUUAUGGCAAGAUUAUUAAAGCUUCGUGAGAUACUGAUGCCUAGAGUUGUCAAGCCAGAUGAUGGAGUCUAUGUAUCAAUAAAGAAACCUCUUCCCAAAAAGACUUGGAAGGUGAAUGAAAAGUUGUUCCCAUGCCAACUAUCAACUAAAAAUACUGAGUUAGCUGAGAAGGCGGUGCAGUUAGCAGUUAAAACAUGGGGCCAGAGAUCAUUAACUGAGCUUGAAGCAGAGGAGUGCCUAUCCUAUUCAUGUGAGAAGGGACCUGCUCAAGAUGAAGUCAUUGCUGAGCUGAGAAAUGCAUUUCUAGAAAUUGUUAAGGAAUAUAAAGUCUUUACUGAGGAAAAGAGGAAGAAGGUUGUGGCAGCUGGUGGACUGCAUAUAGUUGGCACAGAGCGCCAUGAGUCCCGGAGAAUUGAUAAUCAGGGUCUCAUGCGAGCUUUCAGAGUUGAGGACCUACCUAUUGAGUCAAAGAUGUUGACUAAAGCAUUAGAUAAAGCCCAAAGGAAAGUGGAGAACUACUUCUUUGACAUUCGGAAACAGUUGUUUGAGUAUGAUGAAGUGCUAAACAGCAAAAGAGAUCAUGUUUAUACAGAGAGAAGACGAGCACUUGAAUCUGAGUAUCUUCAGUCUCAUCUUAUUGAAUAUGCUGAAUUGACAAUGAGUGAUAUUAUAGAGGCAAAUAUUGGUUAGACUUGGUAGAUAAUCAACUCACAGGGCCUAUUUCAGUUUCAACCUCCACCACCCCUGGAUUAGACCAACUUCUAAAGGCUAAGCACUUCCAUUUCAAUAAGAACCAGCUUUCAGGUGCCCCCAAACUUUUCAGCUCUGACAUGGUGCUCAUACAUGUAUUAUUUGAAGGAAA